Messenger RNA from Chanos chanos (milkfish), 2081 nucleotides. RefSeq names its product cytochrome P450 3A30. Bases 97 to 1608 code for a protein of 503 amino acids. Lineage: Eukaryota; Metazoa; Chordata; Actinopteri; Gonorynchiformes; Chanidae. Gene Ontology annotation, molecular function: steroid hydroxylase activity; oxidoreductase activity, acting on paired donors, with incorporation or reduction of molecular oxygen; iron ion binding. The record is from RefSeq and is a predicted model, not a curated record. The transcript has 14 exons.
CGAACACAAAGAGACCCACUGAACUCUUGAUACUCAGCAGGCAGUCACGGGAUUCAUGUUCAUUUCCAAGCAGGAUUUAACUUUUCCAGAGCACGCAUGAUGAGUUUUUUCUCCUCUCCAUCUGUGACAUGGAGUCUGGUGGUACUGCUCCUUACCCUCCUGAUAGUGUAUGGGAUAUGGCCUUUUCGCUUUUUUAAAAAUUUGGGAAUUCCUGGUCCAAGGCCUUUACCUUUCCUUGGCACACUCCUUUCAUAUAGAAAAGGUUUUUACUGUUUUGAUCUGGAGUGUUACAAGAAAUAUGGCAAACUUUGGGGGAUCUUUGAAGGACGUCAGCCAGUAUUGAUGGUUGCAGAUACUGAAAUGAUCAAAACAGUCAUGGUUAAAGAGUGUUACACGUACUUCACUAAUCGAAGGGAUACAAAUGAAGAUUUGGCUGGACCAUUUGCAGAUGGAGUAAGCAUAGUCAAAGAUGAAAGAUGGAAGAGAAUUCGUAGUACACUCUCUCCAUUUUUCACAAGUGGACGGCUCAGAGAGAUUUUUCCAUUAGCACAACAAUACGCCAAUCGUCUAGUAGAUCAUUUGAAGAAGAGAGACCUGAAGAAGCCUGUUCAAAUAAAGGAACUGCUUGGCCCGUACAGUAUGGAUACUGUAACCAGCGCUUCCUUCAGUGUGGACAUCGACUCCAUCAACAACCCUCAAGACCCUUUUGUCGGCCAUCUCAAUAAAUUCUUUCAAUUCAGUUUCUUCAAUCCUGUUUUCCUGUUAAUGAUGUUGUUUCCAUUUGCAGCGAGGAUAUUGGGUAAACUGGGCAUCACUAUGUUCUCAAAGACAAGUAUGGACUUUUUUUACACUUUCCUCAGGAAAAUCAAAGACCAGCAUCAUAAGGAAAAGAAUGGGCGAGUGGACUUUCUGCAGCUCAUGAUCCAAGGUCAGAUAUCAGAUGAUAAAGCUGAGGAGACAUCAGGUGAUCAGACAGCUAAAGGUUUGACUGAUCAUGAGAUUCUGUCCCAGUCCUUUAUUUUCAUCCUCGGUGGUUAUGAGACAACCAGCACCACACUGACCUUUCUAAUGUACAAUCUGGCAACCAAUCCAGAUGCUCUGAGGAAAGUAGUGGAGGAGAUUGACACAGCAUUUCCAAAUACAGCUCCCAUCACAUAUGAGAAAUUAAUGGAUCUAGAAUAUUUAGACAUGGUUAUGAAUGAGUCCCAGCGUCUGUUCCCUACUGCACCCCGUACCGAGCGAGUAUGUAAGAAAACAGUCGAGGUAAAUGGAGUAACCAUUCCCAAGGAUACUUUGGUUGGAAUUCCAACUUAUGUUCUACACCGUGACGCACAACAGUGGACAUCACCUGAGGAGUUCAGGCCUGAAAGAUUCAGCAAAGAGAACAAAGGAGACAUCAACCCCUAUGCAUUCUUGCCCUUCGGUCUGGGACCACGGAAUUGCAUUGGAAUGAGAUUUGCCCUCAUGGUUAUGAAGCUUGUUGUGGUGAAGCUGCUUCAAAAUUUCCAACUGGAGACAUGCAAAGAAACUCAGAUCCCCAUUGAGCUGGAUACAAUGUAUCGACCCAAAGUUCCUAUUACUCUUAAAUUUGUUCCACGAUCUGACUGAAAUAAGGAAGACUGAAGCUCCAGGAGAUGCAUCUUUAUGGCUCAUGUGAAAUCAUUUUACUUCCAUUGGAUAAACUGAACGAAUGGCUCAGUGCAUUAUAUCACUUUUUAGCAUGGCUUACUACCGUGAAGUAAAAAUAUGGCUUCAGCUUUUAUUAGAAAUUACUGUGCUUUUUUUAUUCUCAGCCAUUUUUAAUAAUCAUAACCUUUUUACUCGUCACUUUUGUGGUGUCAUAUUCUUUUCCAGCUCUGAAUAUAUUUAUUAAAAUUACUGAGAUAUAUAAAUUUAAUGUGUCUGAUAUUUUUUAUUUCAUUUGUGUCAGGUUAAAAGGACUUAAAAAAGAUUAAAAGGAUACACAAAAUGGUCAGACAGACAACUGUUUUAAAGUAAAGUCUGGUUGUAAUUACACUUGUUUAAGUUUCAUACUCAUUAGUAAAGAAACAUAAAGCAAUGUUAAAGCAUUAGCUUGAUAA